CCACAAAUAUUUGCAUAGCCUCUCGUAAAUGGCUUAAAACACAAGUUUUCUUUCUCUCUCAAAAAUAAUUAUAACCCUUUCUAAUUUACUUCCCUCUUGGAGGUAUACUGGUGGCAUUGUCACAAAAUGCAAGCCUCUGGCUGCUUUUUCUUGUUCUUAUUCUUCCUCUUUUCUUCGACAUCUUUUCUCUCACACGCAAUCUCCAAUGACGAAGCAUCUUCUAUCGCCCGUCGUCAGAUGUUACACCUAGAAGAAAACGACGAUUUGCCGGACAAUUACGCGGAAAUUGUUAAGACAGAAUUCACUUUUCCUAAUCCCAAUCUUAAACGCGCUUAUGUAGCGCUUCAAGCGUGGAAGAAAGCGAUCUAUUCUGAUCCAACGGGUGUGACCGAGAAUUGGGUUGGUGCUGAUGUUUGUUCCUACAAGGGAGUUUUCUGUGCACCUUCUGUUAAUGAUCCGAAAAUCGAAGUUGUGGCUGGGAUUGAUCUUAAUCAUGCAGACAUUGCAGGCUACAUUCCUCCUGAGAUUGGUUUGUUAACAGAUCUUGCUCUCUUUCACAUUAACACAAACAGAUUCUGUGGGAUUAUUCCGAAAAGUUUUUCCAAGUUAGUACUUUUGCAUGAGGUUGAUAUUAGUAACAACCGUUUUGUUGGAGAGUUUCCUCAACCUCUUCUUCCGCUUCCGGAUGUAAAAUUUAUAGAUAUUAGGUUCAAUAAUUUCGAAGGAGAACUUCCGGGCGAGCUUUUCAAUAAACCGCUCGACGCGAUAUUCUUAAACGACAAUAGAUUUACACAUACAAUUCCAGAGAAUCUUGGAAAUUCUCCGGCAUCCGUUGUUGUUAUUGCCAAUAAUGAGAUCAGCGGUUGUAUUCCUUCGAGCAUUGGCGAGAUGAAAACUACAUUGGAUGAGUUUGUUGCAACCAACAACAACCUUACCGGUUGUUUACCGGCUGAAGUUGGAAAGCUUGAAACAGCAUACGUAUUUGAUGUGAGUGAAAAUACGUUGGUUGGUGUGUUGCCAAGGACUUUGAAGGGAAUGCAGAAAGUGGAAGUUUUGGCUAUUGCGGAUAAUAAACUAACCGGUUUUGUUCCGAAGAGUGUGUGUACUUUGCCUAGUUUGGUAAACUUUACAUUCUCUACAAAUUAUUUUAAUGGUGAAGAAGAAGGUUGUGUGCCUCCAGGAAAAGAUGUUUUGUUGGAGGAUAAGGAUAAUUGUAUACCUGGGAGGCCUAAACAGAAGACAGCAAAUGAUUGUAAUGUGGUUAUAAGUAAACCUGUUGAUUGUAGCAAGGCACAAUGUGGUCAUGGUAGUGGAAGUGAUCAAAAACAAACACCAAGUGAGAACCCAUCACCUUCUGUGCCUAAGCCAGAGCCACAACCUACACCUUCUCCUUCAAAGCCUGAUCCCAAACCUACACCUUCACCUUCACCUUCUAAACCAAGUGAGACUCCAACACCAAUUCCGCAACCCAAACCAACUCCAUCAAAUGAUAAGCCGGAACCCGAACCAACUCCAUCCAAGCCGGAACCCAAACCAACUCCGGAACCUAAACCAACCCCAACUCCGUCGAAAGAAAAGCCGGAACCAGAACCUACCCCAUCUAAAGAGAAGCCGGAACCAGAACCCACACCAACCCCAGAGACACCCAAAGCAGAACCACCUGAAGAGGAUCCUCACAAUGAAGCACCCAAAACAAGAACAAGAUCUCCACCGCCGGUUCAAUCCCCACCACCACCAGUUCAAUCUCCACCACCUCCGGUUCAGUCACCUCCUCCACCAGUUCAAUCUCCACCACCUCCUGUCAAAUCACCUCCUCCACCAGUUCACUCUCCACCACCUCCGGUUCAUUCACCACCACCUCCCGUCAGUUCACCUCCUCCACCAGUCCACUCUCCACCACCUCCAGUUCAUUCACCACCACCUCCAGUCAAAUCACCUCCUCCUCCAGUUCACUCUCCACCACCUCCGGUUCAUUCCCCACCACCUCCCGUUAAAUCUCCACCACCACCAGUCCACUCUCCACCUCCACCAGUACAUUCUCCUCCUCCUCCAGUCCACUCCCCACCUCCACCAGUAAAAUCACCACCACCUCCCGUCCACUCUCCACCUCCACCAGUAAAAUCACCCCCACCUCCCGUCCACUCUCCUCCCCCACCAGUCCAUUCUCCACCACCCCCAGUUCACUCUCCACCACCACCAGUUAACUCUCCACCUCCACCAGUCCACUCCCCACCCCCACCAGUAAAGUCUCCACCACCACCAGUCCACUCCCCACCACCACCAGUUUUCUCACCUCCACCACCAGUCCAAUCUCCACCUCCACCGACUCAAUCCCCUCCUCCUCCAGUUCAAGCACCACCUCCAGAUUACGAAGAUGUCAUUCUCCCACCAGACUUUGGCUCUUCCUACGCUUCACCACCUCCACCAAUCAUCGCUGGAUACUAAAUCCAAAGAUGAUCCGCAACUUUAUUAGAUCCUAUUCUAGUCUCGAAAGCUGAUGCAUCAUCACAGUGCAACAAGAAUCUUCUUUUUUGUCUUGUGAAAUGUAAACUGUUGUACAUUCGCUUUUAUUACAAAAGCAAAACCAAGACUUUAUGCAGAUAAAUGUUUCUAAAUUGUAAUUUACCAUUUCCAUUUUUUUGUUCUAUCAAAUUAUAAUAUUAACCAUAUAGUAUAA
Vicia villosa (hairy vetch) is the source of this 2677-nucleotide messenger RNA. RefSeq names its product pollen-specific leucine-rich repeat extensin-like protein 3. The transcript has a single exon. Bases 127 to 2445 code for a protein of 772 amino acids. Lineage: Eukaryota; Viridiplantae; Streptophyta; Magnoliopsida; Fabales; Fabaceae. The record is from RefSeq and is a predicted model, not a curated record.